This is a messenger RNA of Tigriopus californicus, 1193 nucleotides long. RefSeq names its product heme-binding protein 2-like. The record is from RefSeq and is a predicted model, not a curated record. The coding region runs from base 460 to 945 and encodes 161 amino acids. NCBI's taxonomy places the organism in Eukaryota, Metazoa, Arthropoda, Copepoda, Harpacticoida, Harpacticidae. The transcript has 3 exons.
GGAUGAAUGAAAUCGCUCGAAACUGAAAAGCGACUGCAGUUCUUUUUGUGAUAACCCCACCAACUUUCUUUCCGGAUUUCAAACAACAAACUUUAUUUUGUUAAAAGUAAUGAAGUACUGUCCAUUUAAAGAAAUAGUAAUUAGUGUGUUGUAGAUACUUUAUUUUCCCCAGGCCCGUUACAUCUUACAGCUUUUUGUUAAUGUUUCUAUGCUGAAACUUAAAGGGCGGACUGAGUUUCAUUGUGACCCAUUUACCGAUAAAUGACAUUGUACGUCACAACACGAUGCAAUUGACCUCCUUGCAUAAUUACAAGAACAAUUGCACAUAUUGCUCGCGAGUGAUAUAAACACAAACGUUUGAAAACAUUGUGGGCAAUAAGCUGUUUGCCUAUAAAAGACAAUUGCGAGUCUCCUACAUACACGUUUAUCUUUACAACGUCCAACUCAAAAGGUCUCACGAUGUUUGCUCAUAUCUUCCUCGCUUCCAUUUUGAUCAUCAGUCCAGUCCUUGGCCAAAAUGACGAUAUUGAGGUGGCCCCGUACGAAGUUGUCGAAACGAAGGCCAGUUACGAGGUCCGGGAUUAUCCAGCCCGAAAAUGGGUGUCCACCGACAACGCAGCCAAAGAUAUUCACGGAGGCAUAGAGCAUUCCGUGAGUUUUGACCGAUUAUUCCAAUACAUUUCCGGCAAUAACGUGAACAACACCAAAAUCGACAUGACGUCCCCGGUCACCUUCUUCAUCCAACGCAGCGAUGACCCAGAAGCAGAGCAGGAGUUCACCAUGAGCUUCUAUAUCCCUGCUGUCCAUCAAGACGAUCCCAUCCAACCUCAGGCCGAGAAUGUGUACAUUGAGGACCGCGCUGGAUUUCGGCGCGUGUUCUUGAACUGUGAUGUCGUAGGUUGUAGCCACCGAGUUCGGGGGAUUCGCUUCCUCAGAGGACUUUGAAAUGGCCGCUCAAGAUCUCUACGAGUCUGCCACAGCUGAUGGAUUUGACCUCAUCACGGAGACUUACUACAAUGCCGGCUACGACAGUCCAUACACCAUCUUCAAUCGACGGAAUGAGGCCUGGUUCGUGGUGCGAGCCGUUUAGAACAUUUUCUAUCGCCUUAUUUGUCAGAACUCUCGGACAAUUUCGUUGACUGAAUGUAUUAUAGAAGCUGAAAAGAGAAAGAUCAAAUAAAUGGUCAAAAUUA